AUGUCGCUCCUAGCACUUCCUGCAGAGCUUCGACUUCGUAUUUAUGAAUACAUACCCGAGCUACUACCAAAUGCCCACCACAACCUCCUGCCCACCCAAAUCACACCUCCCAUCAGCCGCACCUGUACAAUCUUCAGACGUGAGACCUUGCCUCUCUACGCAACGGACUCCAUCUUUGCAAUCUGUAUAGAUGACUCUCCCGAGCCGUGGAAGCGUCGCAUCGAUAGCUGGAUCUCGGCUCUCGGUCCCGAGAUAUCACGGAUUCGCAGUCUUCAGAUCUCUCGUCAUUGGAAUAUGUUGCAGCCGCAGCGAUGGCAGGGCCGAGUGGGUUUCUACAUUCGAAUCGAUCACUUGAACCGCGAGUGCAGGCCUUCUAAGCGUGAUGGACACAAUGUUGUUUUGGAAGAUGGAGGAUUGAAAGUGACGACUGGCACUUAUCCUGUCGUGAGGGACACUCGUAACAUGCGAUCCGCGAGUAUAGAGCUCCUUGCGCGUGUAUUCCGAGAACGUCUGGCUACAUCGUCAAGUGACCGGCCUGGCCUCACAGGUGACGAUGUUCGAUUUCUCGUUCGAGCCGUCGAGAUUGUCGUAUCUUACAAGAUCCCACAUUCGAUAGACGUGGAGAGUGACAGAGAACGAAGCCAGGAGAUCCUACAAGACAUGGAGAACACUCUCCGCGUGCUCGCUUGA
Ramularia collo-cygni is the source of this 690-nucleotide messenger RNA. RefSeq lists its product as uncharacterized. The transcript has 2 exons. Lineage: Eukaryota; Fungi; Ascomycota; Dothideomycetes; Mycosphaerellales; Mycosphaerellaceae. Bases 1 to 690 code for a protein of 229 amino acids. The record is from RefSeq and is a predicted model, not a curated record.